UAUGAUAAAGCUGUACGUAGCAAUUAAUUUAUUGCAUAUUAGCAAUUCUUUCUCGCCUGUGACGUCAUAAAUCAAUAUGGCUGCGAGAAUAUAGCUGACUAUCUCUAUUGCUCUCUCUCUCUUUCUCUUGCACGUACUAUUUGCAUUUAUUCCAUGAUUUAAAAUUAUUUAUUUAUAAACAGCCGCGAUUUAAAUAUAAACUUGUUUAUAUUCAAUUUACGACUUUAUAUGGCUUGUACUGCAGAUUUUAUCAAGAUUAUUUCUGAUAUCGUGUUGUUAUACCACGUGUUGUCAUUGACUUGUACGAAACUGUACGUAAUCUGAUGUAAUUGUGUAUAGCAGUUAAAUAGACAUCGCAUUUCCGCAGUUAGCAUGUCGAUUCUGAAUACGUUACAACGAGUAGGAGCCUUGGCGCGGGCGAGUCUGAUCCAUAAAUUGGAUCCAGCAAGAACCAUCACAUUUUCGUGUGUACGUUAUUCCACCGAAGAAAAUGUAGCUGAAGGUAAUGCUGAAGAUAAUGCUGAUAAUACUGUAGAUACUCCUAAGAUAGCACGUAGACCAGUUAUACCAGUAGAAACCAGUAUUCAGUACAUAAAUAGUGAUGCUUAUAAGCAAACCUAUGGAGACAAUCCAGUAUGGAAGCUGUAUAAAAGAAAUCAUAAAGGAUUAUUUCCACCUAGGAAAACUCGUAAAACUUGUAUAAGAAAAGGUCAAAUUUCUACUGGGAAUCCAUGUCCUAUAUGCAGAGACGAAUACCUUGUACUAGAUCAUAGAAAUGUCAAGCUACUUGAACAAUUUAUUGAUAAACAUAAUGGAGACAUUUUGAGCUAUUCAAAGACAAACAUUUGCCAAAGGCAGCACAAGCAACUCCUAAUUGCAAUAACCAGAGCCAAGGAUUAUGGAACUAUCACAUUCGAUGUUCCUAUAAGGCAAUACGAUUAUUCCGAGUGGAAACCGGCAAAUAAUUAGUCUUUAAUUAUUUAUAUUUUCUUACAUCCAUAUAUAUUUUUUCGUUAAAUAUAGAACGAAUUUAGAAAAGAUUUGGAAAAGAUGGAAUC
Molecule: messenger RNA, 1058 nt
Organism: Pogonomyrmex barbatus (red harvester ant)
Lineage: Eukaryota; Metazoa; Arthropoda; Insecta; Hymenoptera; Formicidae
Gene: mRpS18B
Product: mitochondrial ribosomal protein S18B
Biological process (GO): mitochondrial translation
Cellular component (GO): ribosome; mitochondrion
Molecular function (GO): structural constituent of ribosome
Source: RefSeq, a predicted model, not a curated record